AUGAUUUCAUUAGGUCAAUUUGGUCGUUUGUUUCAUUGUUCUCUUAAUGAUUCAUCAAUAAAUAUUUCAACACAAAAUAUCUAUGGUAAAACUGUAAAUUCAUCUGCAACGUCAACACAACUCAAUCAAAUGUUACAUGAUUGUUGUUUAUUUGCUGCACUAAAACAUUCGACUAUUAAUAGUCCAUUAGGCAUUGUCUAUAAGAAUGAAUUAUCACCAUAUCCAUUAAUUGUAUAUCCAUAUAGUAACAGAGGAAUUCUUAAACGAUUUAUUAUUCAAAAUCGAACAAGUGCUCGUGAACAAUUGUUAUCAACACAAGAAUUGGUUUAUAUGGCUAUACAUAUAGCCAAAGGUUUACAUUUUCUGCAUAGACGUAAAAUGUUAAUGAAAGAUAUAGGUACACGGAAUUGCUUAGUCAUGGAUGAUUUGACGGUGAAACUAACUGAUUAUGCUCUGUCACGUGAUCUUUUUCCACAAGAUUAUGAUUGUCUUCCAAUGGAUAUUCCAACUGAAAGUCGUCCGUUAAAAUUUAUGGCUAUUGAAUCAAUCAAUGAUCGACGUUUUUCAACAGCUUCAGAUGUUUGGUCAUACGGUGUACUUCUCUGGGAAUUGAUGAGUCGUGGUUUACAACCCUAUGCUGAUAUUGAAUCAUAUAACCUGAUCUCACAUCUACAAAAUAAUCAUCGUCUUGUACAACCAAUUAAUUGUCCUGAUUCCUUAUUCAAAUUAAUGAGUGCAUGCUGGAUAACUUCAAUUGAUCAACGUCCAUCUAUGACUUCACUUCUUCAAUUGUUAAUGGAAUUUUAUGGACAACUAGCUCGUUUCAUUUAA
Messenger RNA from Rotaria sp. Silwood2, 831 nucleotides. The record is from the annotation of a GenBank genome assembly. Lineage: Eukaryota; Metazoa; Rotifera; Eurotatoria; Philodinida; Philodinidae.